This is a messenger RNA of Populus euphratica (Euphrates poplar), 2092 nucleotides long. RefSeq names its product L-type lectin-domain containing receptor kinase VI.2-like. Bases 27 to 2006 code for a protein of 659 amino acids. Gene Ontology annotation, molecular function: ATP binding; protein kinase activity; carbohydrate binding. NCBI's taxonomy places the organism in Eukaryota, Viridiplantae, Streptophyta, Magnoliopsida, Malpighiales, Salicaceae. Gene Ontology annotation, biological process: protein phosphorylation. The record is from RefSeq and is a predicted model, not a curated record. The transcript has 2 exons.
AAGUUGAUCUUAACUAUCAAGAUUUCAUGGCCUCCACGAUUUGUUUGUUUUUGUUGUUCUUGUUCUUUUCUAUGAUUGUUGAGGCUCAAAGUGUAGAGUUCAUCUUCAAUGGAUUCAAUGGACGUGAAAAAGACCUAUCAAUUGAUAGAGCUUCUAUUAUCACGCCUACUGGUUUACUAAGGCUCACCACCAAAACACAAAAUGCUGUAGGACAAGCAUUUUAUUCCAAACCAAUACAGAUGCUUAACACAAGUUCAAAUUCAUCUCCAAAUGCUUCAUCUUUCAGCACAACUUUUGUCUUUCAGAUAGUCUCUCCCAAAGGAAAAGGAGGCUACAGCCUUGCUUUCGCCUUAGCUCCCUCCAACCAGCUUCCCGGGGCUGACGCGGAGCAUUACCUUGGUCUUUUCAACCCUUCAAAUAAUGGUGAUAGCUCCAACCAUAUUUUUGCUGUUGAAUUUGACACUGUUAAUGGGUUCAACGAGAAUUCAGACACUGAAGGAAAUCAUGUCGGAGUCAACAUUAACAGCAUGCGUUCGAACUCAUCGAGGGCAGCUUCCUAUAGCGAGGGUGACAACGCAAACCUGUUUGAAGAUUUGAUGUUGGAGAGUGGUGAACCUAUUCAAGCCUGGAUAGAAUAUGAUGGCGUGGCUAAACUUGUUAAUGUAACAAUAGGUCCCAUGGGGCUAGGCAAACCGAUUCAACCACUCAUUUCUUAUCCCGUAGAUCUAAGCACAGUUGUUAAGGAUAGCAUGUAUGCUGGUUUCUCUUCCUCUACUGGUAAAAAGACAAGCUCUCAUUACAUACUGGGAUGGAGUUUUUCCACUAAAGGAGAAGCCCGUCCGCUCGAUCUUUCUCUACUACCCGUCGCACCAAUAUUUGAGGACAGUUCAUCCUCUUUCCAACCCUCAGUGAUUGCUAUUAUCGCUUCUUUAUGCGGUGUGACCACUAUUCUGUUUGCAAUACUGUUCUUUCAUGCUGUCUACAGAAAGUGGCCUCAGUCUGAGGCUCUUGAAGACUGGGAAUUGGAUUGUCCACACAGGUUUCGCUAUCAAGAUCUACAUACGGCAACUAACGGUUUUCAAAAGAGUGAGAUAAUUGGGGUUGGUGGGUUUGGUGCGGUGUACAAAGGUAGAUUGCCUACAAACGGAAAUGAAGUUGCUGUUAAGAGGAUCACUCCCAAUUCAAUCCAGGGUUUGAGAGGAUUCACUGCGGAGGUCGGGAGCCUGGGACGUUUACGGCACAAGAACUUGGUGAAUCUCCAAGGAUGGUGUAAGAGAAAUAAUGACAUCCUCGUGGUUUAUGACUACAUCCCAAAUGGAAGCCUUGCCGGUCUCCUUUUCAGUCGGGGAAACAACUUUGUAUUGAGCUGGGAGCAAAGAUUCAAUAUUGUUAAAGACAUUGCAGCAGGGCUUUUGUAUCUGCAUGAGGAAUGGGAGAAAGUGGUGAUUCACAGAGAUGUCAUGUCAAGCAAUGUCCUGAUAGACGCAGGAAUGAACGGGCGGUUAGGAGACUUUGGUCUAGCCAGGUUGUAUGAUCAUGGCACCAUGUCGCACACCACAAAUCUUGUUGGCACCGUAGGGUAUAUUGCACCUGAAUUGACACGGACCGGUCAGGUUUGUACCAGUUCCGAUGUGUACGCAUACGGUGUUUUGCUCCCUGAAGUGGUUUGUGGCAGAAAGCCCAUUGAAACGAGUAACUUCAUCCUGACAGAUUUCGUGAUUGAAUGCCAUCAAAAGGGUAGAGUUCUUGAUGCAGCUGAUCCAGAGCUGAACUCUGCCUUCGUGGUCAAGGAAAUUGAGGUGGUGCUGGGGUUGGGUCUUCUGUGUUCUCAUCACAAGCCUAAAGCCAGGCCAACCAUGAGAGAAGUCAUACGGUAUCUCAACUGGGAAGACAAGCUCCCAGUGAUUGAUGAUCUGGGCUCUUCUGAUUCUCCAUGUAGGAGCACAAGAUAUAUGGGAGAGGUUUCCAUUGAAAUGAUCACAAGUUCCAUAGAUGCUGGCAGAUAGCAGAAUCCAUCUUCCUCCUGUUUCUUCCUCGUCGACAGCCUUUUUAGCUUACAGUUGUAUGUACGUUGACAAGGGUUAAUUUUCAA